AUGAUCGAGUUGCAGGUGAGGCCAUACGAUCGACGAAAGCAGCAGCAGCAUACCUAUGCUGCGGCAGAGAUUCAAGCCAACUCGCAUCGCAACGAAGGAAGGGAUGCAGUGGAAUGUGAAGCAAUCAUGCAGCAACUGGCGGGUGUCGACUAUUGGCAUCCCAUCGACCGCUGUCUGGUGACCAUAGACAGCGUUGCCAAAUUGAACUGGAGUGCGGAACGCGACGUGGUCGGAUUGAUCCAAAUCACAAAGUCCAAUCACCACACAAUUGAUUCUGUGGCGCUUGCCAAGUAUGCGUCGCUGUUUCCCGGUUGUGCCAGAUAUAUUGCGUUGGUGCCGGACAAGGAGACGUGUGAUCGAUUUCGACUUACUCCAGCUGAUCCUCCAACCCAAGUGCCAUUGGACGUUGCGUAUAUUGCAACAUGGAAUUUGUGAACUGGACUGAAAGAAGAAGCUCUGGAACUGGAAUGAUUUUUACAUGAUCUGCAUUUUUUAGCAAAUAUAUGAGUUACUGAUAGGUC
This is a messenger RNA of Phytophthora infestans T30-4, 521 nucleotides long. RefSeq lists its product as uncharacterized. The record is from RefSeq and is a predicted model, not a curated record. Bases 1 to 435 code for a protein of 144 amino acids. NCBI's taxonomy places the organism in Eukaryota, Oomycota, Peronosporomycetes, Peronosporales, Peronosporaceae. The transcript has a single exon.